UAUUACGUGCAACCCACGUAUAGAAACCAAAGAAGAUGUGGAAGAAGUUUACAGAGUACAGAGCCAAGACCGGUGGCCGAAUUUUAUUCCUCAAAGUUUUCUUCUUUUCAAGUAUUAGAUAAUUUUACCGUUGCCUUUCUCCCGCCGAUAUCUCCAACAAAAUCUCCCGCCGAUGCUGGCAUCUCUCGCCGUCCCAAAUCUUCAUGCCCAAAUCCAUCACUGUUUUCUUCCCUUGGUGCUUCUUCCAUCAUUCCCACCCAAAGGAACAGAUAGAAGAGCUGUUCGGAAGAGUUCCCACAAAAAUUUCCUCAAAACCGCAUCCAAAAAUGCCUCCAUUCCCUUACAAAUUGAAGCAAUCUGUAGUCGUGAAUGCUCGGUUAAAGACCCAAGUCCUAAUUCAUCCGAAUGCUUCCCGGUUUCAAAAUUGGAUCCCAAAACGCUGUCUUCGCUCCUUACGUCUUGUUCUCAUUUGACAGAAGUUAGAUGUCUGCACGCGGUUGCGGUCAGGUGGUUUGAUAGCUCUGUAACUUUUGUUAUCAACAAUCUGAUCAGUGCCUACGUGAGGUUCCACGAGUUGAUUCAUGCGAGGAAGUUGUUUGAUAGAAUGCCUGAACGAAAUGUUGUUUCAUGGACCGCAAUGCUUAAUGGGUAUCUCAAAGCAGGUCUAGAUGAUGAAGUUCUGAGACUGUUCAAGGAGAUGGUUGAGAACCAUGUCGAGGCUAACAGUUGGACGUUUGUAUGUCUAUUGAAGUCGUGUGGUAAUAGAACGGAUUAUGAGCUUGGGACACAAAUUCAUGCUAGUGUUGUAAAAGGGAAUUGGAGCAAUUUGAUAGUGGAUAGUGCUCUCGUGUACUUCUAUGCCCAAUGUGGCGACCUUCUUGGUGCAUCUAGAAUGUUCGAUAGGAUGCCUAGUUGGGAUGUCGUUAGCUGGACUUUGAUGAUCACAGCUUAUUCUCAGCAUGGGCAUGCAGAAGGGGCCUUUUCAAUGUUCUCGCAGAUGCAGUACUAUGGGUUUCACCCAAAUGAAUUCACUGUUUGUAGUGUUCUGAAGGCUUGCGGCGAAGUGAAAGCUUUGAGAUUUGGGAAGCAGUUGCAUGGUGCUGUAGUCAAAGGCAUGUUCAAAGAAGAUGUAUAUGUGGGAAGUUCCCUAGUGACUAUGUAUGUCAGAUGCGGUGAGGUUGAUGAUGCUCAGAUAAUCUUUGAUUUGAUGCCCAAGAGAAACACAAUUACAUGGACCUCCAUGAUUUCAGGUUACUCACAAAGUGGUCUCGGUAAGGAGGCCAUUUUGUUGUUCCAAAUAAUGAAGGAGCGCCAUGUAUUUGCUAAUAAUUUCACCAUUGUUAGUGUUCUCAGUGCUUGUGGUUCUAUUGGAUCUUUGUACCUUGGAAAAGAAGUUCAUGGACAGAUAAUAAAGAGUUAUAUGCAGGAAAAUGUUCAUAUUGGAAGCACGCUCAUUUGGUUCUACUGUAAAUGUGGAGAGUAUGCUUAUGCUGCAAGAGUUCUAGAAACUAUGCCUGCAAGAGAUGUUAUCUCAUGGACUGCUAUAAUUUCAGGCUAUAGUAGCCUGGGACAUGGUUCAGAGGCACUUGGAUUCUUGAAUGAUAUGUUAUGGGAAGGUUUGGAGCCAAAUCCAUUCACUUAUUCUUCAGCUCUGAAAGCUUGCGCUAAGAUGGAAGCUAUGAGGCAUGGACAAUUGAUUCAUGCUUCUGUUAAUAAGACUAGAGCUCUUUCAAAUGUUUUUGUUGGCAGUGCACUCAUUGAUAUGUACAUGAGGUGUGGCUGCACUGCAGAUGCACUAAGAGUUUUUGAUACCAUGCCAGAACGCAAUUUGGUUUCCUGGAAGUCAAUGAUCAUAGGAUAUGCAAAAAAUGGGCUCUGCAGAGAGGCUUUGAGGCUCAUGUAUCGAAUGCAGGAAGAAGGAUUAUAUGUCGAUGACUUUGUUCAUGCAACUGUUCUCAGUGCAUGCGGAGAUAUCCAGUGGGAAUCAGAGUGUUCUGCCCCUUGUUGUUCUCUGUCAAACUGAUUGCAGUCAAGAGUGUUGUUGGAUGUAGGGCAACAGUGAAUGCAAUGGUGGACUUAUUCUCCAAGUCAGUGAGGCACUCUUACUUAUGUUCUGUAGUAUGACCGUUCAUUUGCAGGAUUAUAGAACAACUCAGGAUGCAGACACAGUUUAUCAGCAACAAAGCAGCAUGGGGACAGAUUUUCAGCAAAGAAUGCAUUCAACAUCUUCUGAAGGGGAAGGGGUCUGCUGGCUCGUUGGUUGUGCAAGCGGGGGCAAAGAAGAGAUUAAAAUACCUUGUAUCAUGGGAGAGAAUGUAACUAACCCUGCAAGCUGGGUUUCAUCACAAAAGUUAUUGUUGCCACAAGCAAUUGAAUUUUAAGUCUGAACAUGCCCAAAAUUAAGGAUAGAGAAUGGAAAUUGUCAGUU
Messenger RNA from Elaeis guineensis (African oil palm), 2428 nucleotides. Its product is annotated as pentatricopeptide repeat-containing protein At4g18520, chloroplastic. Gene Ontology annotation, molecular function: protein binding. The record is from RefSeq and is a predicted model, not a curated record. Lineage: Eukaryota; Viridiplantae; Streptophyta; Magnoliopsida; Arecales; Arecaceae.